UAAAAAAAAGUUUACUUGACAAACAAAGUUUCCAGCUAUCGUAGGCUUAGUUAUCAGUAAAAAAUUUUACAAAAUGUAUGCUCUUAAGAAAAGCUUUCUCUUAUGUAUUUUUACUAUUGGUUGUGUAGUAGUUUUAGCAACAACAGAAAACGAAUACAAAAAAGCCGCUUGUCCUAGCAAAUGCAGUCCGGCAGCUUGUCCAGGUAAUUCUUACAGUGAUAAAUGUGGUUGUGUAAAAUGUGCUAGUAAUAGAGGAGGAUCGUGUGGAGGUGCCGAAAAUGCGCCUUGUAACUAUGGUCUUAGAUGCGUUAAUAAUGUGUGCGCGCCUGAAGUGGAGGAAGAUGACAAUGUUCUUCGAAAGUUAAAAAAGCUAUUCAGGCUUUAAGAAAACAGAAGACAAGAAUUUAAUUUAAAUGUUUAAUUUUGAAUUGUACAAAUAAAAAUUGUUGUAAUGUUAUUUCUUGUUGAAAAAUUGUUGUUACAUAAGGUACAUAAAA
This is a messenger RNA of Hydra vulgaris (swiftwater hydra), 497 nucleotides long. RefSeq names its product serine protease HTRA3. Gene Ontology annotation, cellular component: extracellular region. NCBI's taxonomy places the organism in Eukaryota, Metazoa, Cnidaria, Hydrozoa, Anthoathecata, Hydridae. The record is from RefSeq and is a predicted model, not a curated record.